Messenger RNA from Esox lucius (northern pike), 1275 nucleotides. Its product is annotated as involucrin-like. The transcript is spliced from 3 exons. NCBI's taxonomy places the organism in Eukaryota, Metazoa, Chordata, Actinopteri, Esociformes, Esocidae. Bases 32 to 502 code for a protein of 156 amino acids. The record is from RefSeq and is a predicted model, not a curated record.
AUGAGUUUGGCCAACUUUAGACCAGGUGAGAAUGAGCUGGCCAACUUUAGACCAGGUGAGAAUGAGCUGGCCAACUUUAGACCAGGUGAGAAUGAGCUGCCCAACUUUAGACCAGGUGAGAAUGAAUUUGGCCAACUUUAGACCAGGUGAGAAUGAGCUGCCCAACUUUAGACCAGGUGAGAAUGAGCUGGCCAACUUUAGACCAGGUGAGAAUGAGCUGCCCAACUUUAGACCAGGUGAGAAUGAGCUGCCCAACUUUAGACCAGGUGAGAAUGAGCUGGCCAACUUUAGACCAGGUGAGAAUGAGCUGGCCAACUUUAGACCAGUUGAGAAUGAGCUGGCCAACUUUAGACCAGGUGAGAAUGAGCUGGCCAACUUUAGACCAGGUGAGAAUGAGCUGGCCAACUUUAGACCAGGUGAGAAUGAGCUGGCCAACUUUAGACCAGGUGAGAAUGAGCUGCCCAACUUUAGACUAGAUGAGAAUGAGUUUGGCCAACUUUAGACCAGUUGAGAAUGAGCUGCUCAACUUUAGACCAGGUGAGAAUGAGCUGGCCAACUUUAGACCUGGUGAGAAUGAGCUGGCCAACUUUAGGCCAGGUGAGAAUUACUUCAUGGCUAAUUCCCAUCCUCUACCCUCUAUUUCAACACGUAGUCCUGGGGUCUACUGAACGAUAUGGUCAUUGGUCAUAGGGUCAAAUAAAAGGGUAUGGCCUUAAAUACGGUCGAGGAAGGAUUAGUUUAGGAUUAGUUUGGGUAAUCUACAUCUACACCUUUUACCACCAGGGGGCAGCAUUGCGCAAGGAGAGAAAGCUUUUUACUUGGGGGAUGUGGGGCCCUCACAGUGGUUGCAAAAGUCUAUAAUUACACUGUGGUCCAAGAAAGUGGAGUUGCAUGUAAGGAAGAAAACCCCACCUGUGAGAGGGAGUCAACUCUUGGUCUGAUAGAUAAACGGCCUUCUGAGACUGUGUGGUUUUGGACACACUAGCACUCCUUUGAAUCAGCUUUGCUGAACACUCACUUUUACCUUAUGUAAAUGUGUGUGUAUGUAUGUAUUUGUGUGUGUGUGUGUGUGUGUGUGUGUUUGCGUGUUUACAGGUUUUACACUCCUGGUGCGAACCAAAGAACCCUGCAAGGGUCACAUAACAAGAAAAACGUAUCCUUGUGGAUACAUUUUGCCAGUCUAGAGAGGACAACUAUUUUUGGCUGAGGGGACAGGUUUAGGGUAAAUGUUACAGUUGGGUUCAUUAGGGCUGGAAUAAGCAUUAGAAGUUGGGA